CUCAAAACCCAUUGGGAGAGAAGGACAGCGGGGAGGAACCUUGGUAUGCUCUUCCAAUGGCUUUUGAGAGUCUAGGAAGGAGGAAAAGUUACUUUUGGAGUUGAUCACACAAUUAAAACUUCAUGAGAGAGUGUCUGGCUGGAAUCACAUUCAGCUAUGUCAGUUCUUAAUGAUUAUGAAACCAUAAUUCGGAGGUUAGUAGAGGAAUUGGGAUACACAUGUAGUGAAGUGAAACAUGUUCUGGAGACGCAAUAUGGAAUUGAGAGGGGAGCUAGCACUUCGUCCAUCUAUCAGUUCUGCGCUGCACGAGAUAUACAUCGCUAUGACUACUCACGACUUGGAAGAGAAGGUGUUAAUGCUAUCGUUGCAGCGGUCACUAGAAGUGGACCAGUUUGUGGCAGGAAGGUCAUGACAGGUAUGCUAAGAGCUGCUGGCUUCAGGUUGGGAGAGAGAAGCGUCAGACAGGCACAGAUACUGAUGAAACCAGUCUACACUCAAAUGCGAAGAGAGGGCACCGCCAGCCAGAUGAAUCCUCAUGUGUACCCUACAGAAUAUGUGGGACAACAACUUUACAUGGAUCAAAAUGAGAAGCUCAAUGAUUUUGGUGUCACUGAAGUUCUGGCAUCUGACAGUUUCAGUGGCAAAAUUUUGGGGUUUUCAGUAAUGCCAAUCAAGAACAACCUGACCAUUUAUGAGGAGAUCUACAGAGACAUCUGUCUGAAACACGGCUUGUUCGAUCAGUUAAGUGUUGACUACGGUAAGGAAUUCUACCUGUGUCUAUACCAGCAAGACAACCUCCAAGCACAUCGCACCAAUAUCAACAGGCCCCCUUACAUUCAGAGUGAAUCCAGACAGAAUCAAGAAGCAGAGAGGAAGUGGGUUGAAAUCAAUGCCAGGGUAAAUGACCCCAUCGAGCACGCACUAUGCAGCAUGACAAGCGAUGGUUUGUUGGACAUUGAUGACCUGUGUACCAAGUUCUGCGUCUCCUCGUUUGCAAGAAGAUGCUGCACAACUGGAAUAGAUAACUUAAUUCCAGCAUUGAAUGCCCAUACCAUUUCCCGCCAAGGCAUUCCAGAUGUUUUGUUUGCCAACCACCUAAAGGCAGCGAGAAUCACUGAAGAUCUCCUCCCCCCAGCCAACGUUCUAGCAGCAGAUUACAUCAGACACGGAGGAAGCCUUACCCACCCCGAGGUCUUCGGGAACGACCCCCUUGAUGGCCAGCUUGACCUUCAGCAACAGAGAGAGGACAUCUUCUCAACUCAUUAUCCUUCUUUUGAGAACAUAUUUUACAGUGCAGUUAAUGGCCAUUAUAACGUUUUUAAAGAUGCUCUUCUGACCUACAUCGACAUAACUCACAGAAUGAGUUAAAAGCAAAGUGACAUUUGGAACAUAUGGCAAAAGACAAUAGGCUACAAAGGCAAAUUUCCAGCAGUGAAAAAAUAAUGAAAAUGUUAUUGAGUGUCAGUUGUUGAGUACUUGGACCUGUAGGCCUUUCUGACACCCUACCUGACAAAUAUAUUAUAAUACUAUUAGAAAACUGUGCCUAAAAAGUUGUUACAAGGAACAUUUCGAUCUGUUCUUAAAUAUUUAAUUUCACCUCGGAGAGCACCACGGCUGCCCCUCUCGGUCUCUCGAACACAGAGGAAGAUUUGGCCUCGGUUUAUCCUCAGUUGGGGAUCUUGAGUGGCGCAGCGGUCUAAGGCACUGCAGUGUUAGAGGUGUCACUACAGACCAGGUUCAAUCCCGGGCUGUAUCACAACCGGCCGUGACCAGGAGUCCCAUAGGGCGGCGCACAAUUGGCCCAGCCUCGUCCGGGUUAGGGAAUGGUUUGGCCAGGGUAGAAUUUGUUCUUAACUGACUUGUCUAGUUAAAUAAAGUUAAAAUAAAAAAAUACUAACCCAGAUUAGCCUACUCAUAAGGGGAACCAAAAACUGACCACUAUGACAUAGGCUAUCUGUGAAGCAUGGCUCGUAAUACAUGUUUGCAUCCUUUUGGAAUCCAGCCGCCAUCAUCAAAACCGCCCGUAGAGGGGUAAACACAUAGGCUAGUAAAAAGGGAAUUAGAGUAUCAACAAAACAGACCAAACGAAAUGCUUUGCAAUAUAAGGACCUUCCAAAGGAGGCUAAUGUAAAAACUAAGUAUAUUUUCACACAAUUAAACAAACAUUUUCGUGCAAGCCAUCUAUCUGUGAUUUGUUCAAGGAUGGGAGGAAAGAAGGAUGCAUACAGGUAGGAUCUUAAUUUGAGACAGUUUGUUACAGCAGGAAAAUAAUCCUGAGGUGUUGAUACAUUUUUCGUCAGGGCAAGUCUGAAAUGUCUAAGAGGAAAUUACACACUUUACAAGCAUUUUUAAACUCAAAUACACCACAAGUUUGCAUUUCCUGCAGUGCAGGAAAAUUCUCAGCAACAAAAGUGUGAUCAAAUUAAUAUUCUACAUCUGUAGGGCCUAGGCUAUCCCAAAACAGGGACACCGUCUCUACUAUAGACGGUGCGUUUGUCUCAGCUAUACCGCUAACUUAUGCUACCAUUUGUUCACCGUACAUAGAAGCCUAGACAUAUAGGUUAUAGUAAUGCACUGUAAAAUUGCUCUCUCAUGCGGGGCUUUACCCGAAACCCAGGCCCCCUGCCCAUGGCCAUGCAAUUACAUCAAGUGAUCCAACAGAUUGUGUACAACAUUAUUGAGAUGAUUUGAAAUAUUGAAGUUAAAACUGUUAUUAUGACAGUUUGACAUAAGUCCUUCAGCACAUGGCUCUGUCCGAGGGAUAAAAUACAGUUCCUACAAAGCAGAGGCUCCUAGCAUCAGGUUUUCAGUCAUCCCAGAUGUAAAAGCUGUCAUAGAGGUCAAGGCUAUUACUAUAUUAGCAAUUAAACUGGACAACCUUCUAUUCAACACCUUCUAUUCAACACCUUCUAUUCAACUCGUUCAUAGGCAGACAGAAAUACUUUCCAUUUUUUCCAAUUAUUAAAUCAGACUUCCAAUUGUGAGACUGGAUGAAACAUUUGUAAAUACGUAAGUUGUGUUUCACUUCAAAACAUUGAUGUUUGAUUGGGCCAUGUAAUGGAUUUGUCACUUGUCCUGACUCUUCUAAACGCUUGGCUAGAACCAGACAUGGGCAGCAUCUAUGUUACAUGUAUUUGAAAUACAUAUUUUUAAUUACUUUUGAGUAUUUUGUCAUUUGUAUUUCACUGGCCUGAACUACAUCCAAUGUACAGUUAACUGCCAAAAGGAAGGAAACACCAACAUAAAGUGUCUUAAUAAGGUGUUGGGCCACUUCGAGCCAGAACAGCUUCAAUGCACCUUGUCAUAGAUUCUACAAGUGUCUGGAACUGUAUUGGAGGGAUGCAACACCAUUCUUCUAGGAGAAAUUCCAUCAGUUUUGUUGAUGGUGGUGGAAAACGCUGUCUCAGGCGUCGCUCCAGAAUCUCCCAUAAGCGUUCAAUUGGGUUGAGAUCUGGUGAUUGAGAUGGCCAUGGCAUAUGGUUUACAUUGUUUUUAUGCUUAUCAAACUAUUCAGUGACCACUCAUGCCCUGUGGAUGGCAGCAUUGCCAUCCUAUGGGGCAAUAACUAUGGUAGCCAAAAUAACGGCCUGCCCAGCAUUUUUAUACAUGAUGGAACGUUAAUUACUUAAUUAACUCCGGAACUACACCUGUGUGGAAGCACAUGCUUUCAAUAUGCAUGUACAUGUAUCACUCAUUUACUCAAUUGUUUCCAUUAUUUCAGAAGUUACCUGUAUUUGGUAACAAGAUACUCAGUCUUCUUGGGUAUGACGCUACAAGCUUGGCACACCUGUAUUUGGGGAGUUUCUCCCAUUCUUCUCUGCAGAUCCUCUCAAGCUCUGUCAGGUUGGAUGGGGAACGUCACUGCACAGCUAUUUCCAGGUCUCUCCAGAGAUAUUGGAUUAUGUUCAAAUCCGGGCUCAGGCUGGGCCAAUCAAGGACAUUCAGAGACUUGUCCCGAAGCCACUCCUGCAUUGUCUUGUCUUUUAUUUUUUUAUUUGAUUUAACUAGGCAAGUCAGUUAAGAACAAAUUCUUAUUUAUAAUGACAGCCUAGGAACAGUGGUUUAACUGCCUUGUUCAGGGGCAGAAUGACAGAUUUUUACCUUGUCAGCUCUGGGAUUUGAUCUAGUCUAGCAACCUUUCGGUUACUGGCCCAACGCUCUAACCACUAGUCUACCUGCUGGUUACUGGCCCAACGCUCUAACCACUAGUCUACCUGCCUCCCCUAUGGAGUAAGUUUUCAUCAAGGAUCUCUCUGUACUUUGUUCUGUUCAUCUUUCCCUCAAUCCUGGCUAGUCUCCCAGUCUCUGCCGCUGAAAACCCCCCACAACAUGAUGCUGUCAUGCUUCUGGUUCCCUUCCCCAGAUCUGUGCCUCGACACAAUCCUGUCUCGGAGCUCUUCGGACAGUUCCUUCGACCUCAUGGCUUGGUGUUUGCUCUGACAUGCAUUGUCAACUGUGGGACCUUAUAUAGACAAGUGUGUGCCUUUCCAAAUCAUGUCCAAUCAAUUGAAUUUACCACAGGUGGACCCUGUCGUAAAUCAAGUUGUAGAAACAUCUCAAGGAUGGUCAAUAGAAACAGGAUGCACCUGAGCUCAAUUUCAAGUCUCAUAGCAAAGGUUUUGAAUACUUAUGUAAAUAAGGUAUUUGCAAACAUUUCUAAAAACCUGUUUUCACUUUGUCAUUAUGGGGUAUUGUGUGUAGAUUGAUGUGGGGGAAAAAAACAUUUUUAAUCCAUUUUAGAAUAAGGCUGUAACGUAACAAAAUGAGGAAAAGUCAAGGAGUCUGAAUACUUUCCAAAUGCUCUGUAUAAAUUCCUGUGGAAGCUGGAUGUAUUUCUGGCACACCUGUUUCUGAACAUGGGCUUGUAAAUGAUCUGUUGCUUUGGUAUUCAAUACUUCUUGUUACUCUGCCAUCGACUUUAUUAGAUCAAAUUGGAGUUUCAAAAACCCAGCUCAAAUGACGCAGGGUCAUAAAGUAACCCCAAAUGUCUUCGGGCUGCAUGUAUUUCUGACACCCAGUUUAGGAACAUGGCAAUGGUUGGAGUAGGUCACUGACAGGGGGUAAUUAUUUGGACUACUCGUUGUCACUCUGCCAUUUAAUAUGUUUGUCCAAAGAUCUGUGAAACUUGCUGAAAAACAACACAGCUCCCCAUUUUAUCCAAAUGUACUUUCACACUGCACGCUGAAAAAGUGAAGACCUCAUAAUCUACACUGUGGACCACAGAGAGAUCCUGUACAGGCCCGGCACGUUAUUAUGACCUUAUUAGUUGACCCAUUAAGUCCUUACAUUGGCAAUCGUUAUAGAUUUACAACGACAUAUGUGACCUGGAUAAUAAGAUCUGAAUGAACCAAGCCUAGCUCAGUUGUUUUAUGGAUCAAUGCCACGGCAUGUGACAUUUCACAUCUAGAUUUAGACUGCUGAUCCAGACUUCUGAUCUAGUUUCUGCUGUUUUGCCUACGACGAUGGUACCCUGACCUGUUCACCGGACGUGCUACCUUGUCACAGACUAGCCUAGGCAGCCGCUAGUUGGCGCUAGAUCUGCACCAUCGUCUAGGAUUGAUGUGCAUUCUUCUGUAAUACACUUGUGCCCCCCAUGGACCGACUCGUACAUAAGGCAUCAUCCAUUAAGGCUGUAAAGGCAUCAUUUUCCUCCUUAACUAGCUUUAAUGGCGAGCCUCUGGGGGAAAAAACGGGAAAGAUAUGCGCAUUGUCUAAAUAAAACACAAUUUUCCACCACCAUUUUUGGAUUUUCGUCCAAUUUAGGAUGUUGCACACCCUUGUCUGAAGGCGGUGUAUACGAAGUAUGUGUAAAAGAUAGUGCAGCUCUAGCGCCCACUAUUGGCUGUCUAAGCUAGUCCCGGACCUGCUGUUUUGUCUCUCCCCCACCCUCUCUCUCUCCCCUCUCUCUCUCCAUUGGAUCUGUUAUCUCGACCUCUGAAUACCUGGCUAUGAAAAGCCAACUGACAUUUACUCCUGAGGUGCUGACCUGUUACACCCCUCUAAACCACUGUGAUUAUUAUUUGACACUGCUGGUCAUCUAUGAACCUGUACACAGCUUGAAGAACGAUCUGGCCUAAAUGGCCAUGUACUCUUAUCUCCACCUGGCACAGCCAGAAGAAGACUGGCCACGCCUUGGAGCUGGGUUCCUCUCUAGGUUUUUUUCAUAGGUCCUCGUUUUCCCUAGUCACUGAGCUUCUACUUCUGGACUGCUUGCUGUUUGUGGUUUUAGGCUGGGUAAGCACGUUGACAGCUGCCGAUGUAAAGAGGGCUUUAUAAAAUACAUUUGAUUUGAUUGAACUGGCUGUGACAUUUUGAUGGAUUGUAUCAUGUGCUCAGUUGGCAUAUACAGUGGGGCAAAAAAGUAUUUAGUCAGCCAUCAAUUGUGCAAGUUCUCCCACUUAAAAGAUGAGAGAGGCCUGUAAUUUUCAUGGAAAAUAAGUAUUUGGUCAAUAACAAAAGUUUAUCUCAAUACUUUGUUAUAUACCCUUUGUUGGCAAUGACAGAGGUCAACCGUUUUCUGUAAGCCUUCACAAGGUUUUCACACACUAUUGCUGGUAUUUUGGCCCAUUCCUCCAUGCAGAUCUCCUCUAGAGCAGUGAUGUUUUGGGGCUGUUGCUGGGCAACACGGACUUUCAACUCCCUCCAAAGAUUUUCUAUGGGGUUGAGAUCUGGAGACUGGCUAGGCCACUCCAGAACCUUGAAAUGCUUCUUACGAAGCCACUCCUUUGUUGCCUGGACGGUGUGUUUGGGAUCAUUGUCAUGCUGAAAGACCCAGCCACGUUUCAUCUUCAAUGCCCUUGCUGGUGGAAGGAGGUUUUCACUCAAAAUCUCAUGAUAUAUGGCCCCAUUCAUUCUUUCCUUUAAACGGAUCAGUCAUCCUGGUCCCUUUGCAGAAAAACAGCCCCAAAAAGCAUGAUGUUUCCACCCCCAUGCUUCACAGUAGGUAUGGUGUUCUUUGGAUGCAACUCAGCAUUCUUUGUCCUCCAAACACGACGAGUUGAGUUUUUACCAAAAAGUUCUAUUUUGGUUUCAUCUGAUCAUAUGACAUUCUCCCAAUCUUCUUCUGGAUCAUCCAAAUGCUCUCUAGCAAACUUCAGACGGGCCUGGACAUGUACUGGCUUAAGCAGGGGGACACGUCUGGCACUGCAGGAUUUGAGUCCCUGGUGGCGUAGUGUGUUACUGAUGGUAGGCUUUGUUACUUUGGUCCCAGCUCUCUGCAGGUCAUUCACUAGGUCCCCCCGUGUGGUUUUGGGAUUUUUGCUCACCGUUCUUGUGAUCAUUUUGACCCCACGGGGUGAGAUCUUGCGUGGAGCCCCAGAUCGAGGGAGAUUAUCAGUGGUCUUGUAUGUCUUCCAUUUCCUAAUAAUUGCUCCCACAGUUGAUUUCUUCAAACCAAGCUGCUUACCUAUUGCAGAUUCAGUCUUCCCAGCCUGGUGCAGGUCUACAAUUUUGUUUCUGGUGUCCUCUUUGGUCUUUCAGCUCUUUGGUCUUGGCCAUAGUGGAGUUUGGAGUGUGACUGUUUGAGGUUGUGGACAGGUGUCUUUUUAUACUGAUAACAAGUUCAAACAGGUGCCAUUAAUACAGGUAACGAGUGGAGGACAGAGGAGCCUCUUAAAGAAGAAGUUACAGGUCUGUGAGAGCCAGAAAUCUUGCUUGUUUGUAGGUGACCAAAUGCUUAUUUUCCACCAUAAUUUUCAAAUAAAUUCAUAAAA
This is a messenger RNA of Oncorhynchus nerka (sockeye salmon), 7712 nucleotides long. RefSeq lists its product as uncharacterized. Lineage: Eukaryota; Metazoa; Chordata; Actinopteri; Salmoniformes; Salmonidae. The transcript has a single exon. The record is from RefSeq and is a predicted model, not a curated record. The coding region runs from base 157 to 1368 and encodes 403 amino acids.